This is a messenger RNA of Drosophila sulfurigaster albostrigata, 2930 nucleotides long. RefSeq lists its product as uncharacterized. Bases 592 to 1311 code for a protein of 239 amino acids. Gene Ontology annotation, molecular function: calmodulin binding. NCBI's taxonomy places the organism in Eukaryota, Metazoa, Arthropoda, Insecta, Diptera, Drosophilidae. The transcript has 3 exons. The record is from RefSeq and is a predicted model, not a curated record.
UCUUAGUCUAAACGCGUCGCUUGCGUUUGUCAGUUGUGCCUGAGCUUGUGCCAGUGUCAGUCAGUCAAGAGCUUUACGUUCCAAGUUUCGAAUUUGCACUCCCCAACAAACAAUACGAUUAAAACACAAUAAUAAUAAAUAAAACUACAUUAAUAAAUAAAGCUGGCUGAUUAAUUUAGUGGUUGUGAACCUUUUUGUAGUUCUUUUCGAAACGUGCAAAAAAUAAUUCCAAAAUAAAUAACAAAAUAAAAACAAGAAUAAAUUGUAUUUUUGUAAUAGACUUUCACAACAGAAAAGGUUUCACCCAACAAAGCCACAAUCAAAGUGCAAAUAACAAACUCAAACAAAGUACAUAAAAAAGUUAUUGUGUGUGUGUGUGCAAGUGUGUGUGUGUGUGCGUGAAGAAACGGGAGAGUGUGUGAGUGACAUUGUUGUUGUUGCUGUAGCAAUUGAUUAAACAACAGCUAGUGCCUAGUCUGGUUACCUAGGCCAACUCGAAGCACAGAGACCAAGCAACAGAGUCUAAGCCAACAACAAGAAGAAGACAGAAGACAGAUAGACAGACAGAUAGACAGAAAGAGAGACUCAACAAUGGGCUGCAACACAAGUCAGGAGCUGAAGACAAAGGAUGGCGCCGCCAUCGAUGCGGUCAGCAACGGCGAACCGGAGCCAAGUGCUCCGCAAUUGGAGCUGGCGGAUGGCGGCGGAUCAAAAUCCUCCUCAAACAAUCAUACAAAUCACGCCAAAUCAAAUUCAAUUAUCUCCAAUGGCGAUGCGAAGUCGACGGCGGCAACGGCGACGGCGACAGCAACAAAUGGCCUCGACCGUUCGUGCGAUAAGACGGAAAUCACAGAACUCAACGACGAUGUCGAGGACGAAGCAAAAGCCGCAACAAAAAUUCAAGCCGUUUUUCGAGGCCACAAAGUGAGAGAAACCAUGAAAAAGUCGGAAACUAAAACUGCAACCAACAAUGGCAGCGCCAUUGCCGCCAAUGCUGCCUCGGCAGCUGCCGCAGAGGCAGCUUCAUCAUCAGCGGAGCCCACCAAAGCGGAGCUCGAGGCUGAAUUCGAUCCGAACGACAAAGAGCUGUGCCAUGCUGCUCUUAAGAUUCAGUCCACUUUCCGUGGCCAUUUGGCACGCAAACUUGUGAACAAGGAUGCGCCCGAGGACGAGGAUAUCCAGGAGAUAACCAAGAAGGUGGCCGAGGAACUGGACAUCGAUCUGACCGAUCCGGAAUUGAACAAGGCGGCUACCAAGAUUCAAGCCUCGUUCCGCGGCCACAAGACUCGCAAAGACGCCAAUCCCGAAUAAACCGAGCAUUAAACACACUUUGAAUUUGUUGGUGUCGGCUGUCAAGGCAGUCAACUAAAAAAAAAUAAAUAAAUAAAUACAUUUAUAGAAUGAAAAAAAACAAACAAAAAAAGGAAAUUUGGUAAAAUGUAACUGUGCAAAAGCCAUUGAAGAAGCCUGCACUCGUGUAAACUUUUUAGUAAAUAUGUUAAUUAAUUACAAAUAAUAUUUAUGAGGAGCAAAAAUUGUCAUUAUUAUGAAAAACAAAUAUGAAUUCAUUAAUUUAUAAGCAAUACAAAAAAAGUUAAUAGCAAAACGCUUGAGGUAUUAUCAUUUUUCAUAAUUUUAAGGAUAUUCUCGAAAUCUUAGAAGAAAUUAGACAACUUCAGCUGGAAUGGAAAUCUUAAGUGGAAUGAGUUAAAAAAUCAAUUCAUUUCAAUGCGAUGCGUAAGCCCGACCCGAGCCAAUUAUUAGCUAAAAAAAUUACUGUAGGCAUAAAUGAACGUUUCUGCAAUUCUUUUACUUUAUUCACACACAGCUAAGAGUUUCAUUCUUCCAAAUAAUACAGCAAAUUUUGAAGAGUUUUUUAUUCAAUGCUUCUUGUUAAAUGUUUUGGAAUACUUCUUCUUGAAACUUUUUAAAAUAACCUUAAAAAGUCUGUUGUGUUGCUACAUAUUAAAAAAUAUAAUACAUUUUAUUUCAAAUAACUCAAAAGUAAAUAAACUCAAUCUUUGAUAAAUAACAAAUCCUUAAAAACACAAAUAAUGGCAAAGCAGUUUUAAAAAGCAAUUUGCAAUUGCAUGUUAAAAAGGCACGAUGUUCCAAAAUUUAUUGUAGGGCAAACAAUAAUGACAAACCCAAGGAAAAUGCUGAAACAUUUUUGAAACUUAACCGGUUUGUCUGGCCAAAGCCAAGACCAAAACCAAAAUGCAGUGUAUUGUUGUACCUACAGAUAAAGAUAAAGAAAACUUAAAACUUAAAACUUAAAAAAUAACAUAACAUAACAUAAAGAAUAAGAAAACCUAAAUUUUAACUGAUACUCGAUGUUAAAUAAUAAAUGGGAUAAGCCCGCAAGGCACGUUAGGGGUACUCAAGCGACAGCAGCUACAAAAAAACGUCAACAAAUUUUUCAGUGAGCUACUUAAACUGAUAAACAAGAACUCAAAAACUAAUCUGGUGGCACAAUUUUUUGUUUUUCUACCAAGUGUACUACAAGUUUGUCUACAUGAAAUAUAUAUUAUCAAACAAAACUUAAAAAGAAAAUGCUAAAAAAAAAAAAAUAUAUAUAUAUAUAUACAUACGUACGAGUAUUAAACAAAAUAAAACUUGAACAAAAGAGAAAAAAAUUGGAAAACUAAUGAGAAAUUUAAAAUGCUGACAGAGAUCGCAGCAAAGAAAAAUUGUUACAGAAGCAUCUACAAAAGAAAAAUGUUUAAAAUUCAAAUUAAUUACUACUAAACAAAUAAAUAAUGAUGAGCAUUAAAAUUAUAUUAGAGAUCAACGUAAAAUUCUACUAAAUGGCAUAACAACUACACAAAACCAAAGUAAAUAGGCGUAAGAAACAAAAAUAUUUAUGAAUAAAUGACAAAAAAAAAAAAGGAAACCGAAUAACAUAUACAUCCAGAAGAAAAAAAACAGAA